AUGAGGCUAGUGGAUGUGCCUGCAGUGUCUGAUGAUGUGAAAGCUGAGGCCAUGGCGAGCCUGACGAAGUUGGUUCGCAACAGAAGGAACGUCCCCGUCUUGGCUGUGCCCCAGUUCAAACGCCUGCCAGACUUCUGGGGAUGGUACAAGUACUUUAUGGACACCCACAACCAGGAGGGAGUUGAGGAUCUGGAUCGUCUCUACAUGGCCUACCUGCAGAACAAGCACAGGUCAGAGGAGGGACCAACCUUCAACCACUACCUCAAGCACCUCAGUGAAAUCUACAAGACUUGUGCUGAUUCUGAUGAUCCAGAGUGCAUCGCUGAGUCUACCAGCAAGCCAAAGGCAGCCGUGGUGAUGCCUGCCCCCAUUAAGUCUGCUGCCGUCAGGCUGUGCAACCCUUACCUUGACCCGUACUGCCUCUUCCCCCUCGUCCCCAAGGCUGCUGCCCCAGAGCCUGAACCAGCCCCAGCUCCAGCCAAGGUGCCGGCCCCUAUCCUCACCCCCUUGCUGCCCCCCUUUCCCCUGAAGAGCCCCACUGGCUUCUAUUACUAUGCCCCCGUCCUGGAGCCCUUCCUGAGUGCUGAGCAGAGGGCUGAGCUGCUGAGGAUCUGCAAUGCUGAAGAUGUGGAAUGUCUGCAGUAUCACCUGAGGGCAGCUUAUGGCUACCGCCCGGCCCCUGCUACUCCCCCGUCCUAUGCCGCUCUCAAAUGUGACCCAAAGGACCCCUACUGCAUGCCAACCCUGGUCCACAAAGCCCCUACUGGCUUCUACCACCUGCUCUAUCCCAGCUGUGACCCAGCAGUCGAUCCCCUGUGUGUGACCAACGUUGCUGCGCCUGCUCCCCUCGCUGCAGAGGAGGCCCCUAAAGAGCAACACUGCAACCCUCUCUUUGACGCUGGCUGCAACCCUCUGACCGCCACCAAGCUGUCCGGCCUCACCAAGCCCGUGCUGGAGUACGCCCCGAGGGACGAGCCUGCACCUCCUGCUGCUCCUCUGUCCUGCGACCCUCGCUCUGACCCAUUCUGCAUACUGGCAGCUGCUGCUGCCCUGCGCAAGCCUCCUCCGCAGAUCCCCGAGCACCAGGUCCGCUACAAGCUCGGUGUCCGCGGCAAGACCAAGGAGGGCUAUGACUGCUAUGUGCACUAUGACAAAGACUGCACCCCGGUGAAGUCUGGCCUCAAGGCCAAGGCCGAGAUCAAGGCUCCUUCCAAGCCGUUCUGCCAUCCAUUCGACCCCAACUGUGGCAAGUUUGCUUCACCCUCCGGUGUUGAGGCCCCGAAACCCAGCAAGGAUGGCAUAAUCCUGCCUGACCCCCACUGCGACCCGGAGUAUGACUACAACUGCCGUCUGCGUCGCGCUGAGCCCGCCGCUGAUGAGCCCGCCGCUGAUGAGCCUACUGAGGAGAAAGCCGCCGAUGAGCCCACCAAGGAGGUCACUGUACCACGAUUUGAGGACUUCCUCAGGGGAGUCAUGAGCCAACACAAGUAG
This is a messenger RNA of Scatophagus argus, 1491 nucleotides long. It is a transcript of the gene and2, whose product is annotated as actinodin2. Bases 1 to 1491 code for a protein of 496 amino acids. The transcript is spliced from 4 exons. The record is from RefSeq and is a predicted model, not a curated record. Lineage: Eukaryota; Metazoa; Chordata; Actinopteri; Scatophagidae.